Messenger RNA from Episyrphus balteatus (marmalade hoverfly), 1145 nucleotides. RefSeq lists its product as uncharacterized. The record is from RefSeq and is a predicted model, not a curated record. The coding region runs from base 297 to 1145 and encodes 282 amino acids. Lineage: Eukaryota; Metazoa; Arthropoda; Insecta; Diptera; Syrphidae. The transcript has a single exon.
UCUUAUGUAUAACAAUUACUAUCAAUGAAAUUAAUCUUCUUCUUAAUAAAUGUCAAACAGGGAUCUCGCUCUCUGUCCGGCAUCCUUAAGGUUAACAUCACUUAUAAAUUAAGCCUAGAUAAUUAAGAUUAUAAUAAAUGUAAUAUUGAACUAAAUAAAAACUUAAAAUAUAAAACAAUUGGCGACGAGGAUAAUAAGGACAAUACUGGAGUAAAAACGCGUAAGAAAAAUAAAAGUAAAAAUAACCUAGGAUUGCGAAGAUAAAUUGAGAUUAGUUUCACAUCGUGAUAAAUCUGAUGACCUCAAAAUCAUCACCUUUAGAAAUAAUAAAGGAGGAAGAGGACUCAUCUGAUUCCGAGGCGAAGAGUGAAAAAUUUCAAUCAAAAAAAGAAAUCACACCUAAGACAAAUAUGUCAUUUCUUGGAAAUAUAAAUGAGUUUGUCCCUGGUGAGGAUUUUGUGGCAUAUAAGGACAGAGUGCAGCAAUAUUUUAUUGCGAAUAAAAUUUCUGCCGAAAUUCAGACACCAGUGUUCAUUACUUUGGUCGGUUCAGAAGUUUAUAAAGUACUAAAAUCUCUGGCCGCACCAGCAUUACCAAGCUCCAAACCAUUUAGUGAAUUAAUAGUUUUACUAGAGCAGCAUUAUGCUCCCAAGCAUAAUAAGAGAGCCGAACGAUUCAAGUUCCAAAAAGCAAAGCAAGAGGAGGGUGAAUCAAUUGCUGACUUCAUCAUAAAGCUCAGAAAUCUAGCUGAGACAUGCAGGUUUGGAGAUUUUAUCGAAGACUCAGUGACAAAUGCAGUUAACUUGCGAAAUCUGGCGUUAGAAGAUGUUCUAGUGGACAAAUUUAUUGGAGGGCUAAGGAACGAUCGUAUUCAGCAGAACCUCUUAACAGACGACAGCCGCACGUUUGAUAAAUGCUGUGACAUUGCUCUGAACAUGGAGAUGUCUGAGCGAGAGCAACGAUCAAUGCAUCCACGCGGCAGUGAUGUGCAUGUUAUAAGAGAAAAAAACAAGGCAGUCACAACCCAAGUUAAAGCAAGAACCAGUCCUAUGAAAAGUAAUCAUGUCAACAAGUGUACACAUUGUGGAAAAAAUCAUUUUGAGCGGGACUGUCCAGCAAAAAAUUGGAGUUGCUUUAACCCUUAA